This is a messenger RNA of Mesorhabditis spiculigera, 927 nucleotides long. The record is from the annotation of a GenBank genome assembly. NCBI's taxonomy places the organism in Eukaryota, Metazoa, Nematoda, Chromadorea, Rhabditida, Rhabditidae.
AUGGACAACUGCUCCCUGGCGUUGAGCGUCACCCAGCACCUUCACAUCCAUCUACAAAUCCUGCUCCUCAACGUCGUUGUUGGGAUGCUAUUCCGCACGGCCUUCACUACUCUACGCGCCUCUUUACGGUUGGCCGUACUGGCGAGGAGUACGACGCCCUGCGACUUCAUGGAGGAGUACUCGUUUUGUAUGGCGAUUAGCUCGAUUACGCUGCCAGCUGUAAAGGUGGUUUCCUUCUCCUAUAUUCUAAUAACGGCCGAACGGAGCAUUGCGUUGUUCUACGCGAAAAGCUACGAGACGCAACGCCGAAUUCCGAUCGUCCUGAUUGUCGUCGCGUUAACGUGGUACGGCCUUCCGGAAGCCGUUUCCGGGGCGUGGCGCGGCUUUUUCCGAGGAGACUCUGGCCAGCUACUACCGUACUGCGCAUCGACUACGGUAGGGGCGAUCACAAUGUGGACAAUCGUGGAGUGGACAGUGCCGGUGAACAUUCUCAGCGCCUCCGCCCUCCUCGUUUUGCACGUUCUCUUGCGCAGGAAGACAAAGCUCAGCCUCCUUUCAACACCCGUUCUCUCGUCACGCUACGAGCUGCGGUCGAGCCUGAAAUCCCUUCGUUUCCUGUUGCCAAACGUCGCGCUGUGCUGUGCGAUUUCGGUUUUUAUGCAAAUCACGACGGUUCUGAUGAUAUUCGUGCCCAUCAACUCCCUGCACGACUAUGCACUUUUUAAGACGUAUUCAGCGCUGAUCUUCCCGCUACAGUACCUCUCGUUUCCUAUAAUUUGCCUGUGGCGAAACGAGGAGCUUCGGCCGUAUUUUCUUCAAAAUCACCCCACUGCCGCCAGUAUCGUAGCUGCGGAGAAAAUGGACCCAAAAAACGCGAUGGACCACAUACAAAAUGUGUGGGAGAUGCACUCGAUAAAGCGGAUACCC